ACACAAGGGACGGCACACCGGACCGCCUUGUCCCCUCAACACCAUCCAAUAGGUAUGGAGAGCAGUAGUGUGCAACAAACGCCGGAGAGCGGGCGGCCUCCUAAGCGCGUCUCUCAGGCUUGUGAAGCCUGUCGAACAGUNCGCAAGAAGUCGAGAUGUCCUGGAGAGAAGCCUGCGUGUUCUCUUUGCACAAGAUUGAAACAGACUUGUGUAUAUGCGGAUGAUGGAUCUAUGCCAGAGGUCAGAUCUGCCGCUAUCGAGCGACGAAUGACACAAAGNAAUGCUCGCUUCUCGGAAUUGGAAAAUAAACUCGAAUCUCUUCUCAAAGCCAUUAUGUGUGCCUCGUUUUGUACUCAUGCUGUAGCUAACGACAUCNNAGACGACAAUGGGCAGCGAUCGCACUUGUUCCUGGUCAACGCCAUCGCUCUCGCCCAAACAUCUGGCCUUCUCGAUCCACAGGUAGUCAUCAACAAUUCAGUUGAGCUCGAGGAGAGAAGACGUUGCUUCUGGAGCAUAGCCAUCAUGGAGAAUAUGUUCAACCUACAAACCCUGACGUUGGGCGCNAAAAGUAUUACUUACCAUGCUUCUUUCAAACCAGUCAGUCCCAACGCGACUUCAAGAGGAGAAUUGGUAUCGCCAUCCUCGCAGAACAUUGUGGCCGACGGCCCAGUUCCAGGCAUCAUCAUCAACACAUUGCCGAUGUUUGACAUAUUCAAAAAGGCCGCCAAGUAUGUUACAGACACGAAAAGCGGUGCACUCCCUCAUGCACCAUGGCAACAACAAUCAGACUAUGCUGCAAUCCAAGCCGAUAUUCUGGAGUUGGAAUCCAAUUUCUAUUCAGAAUAUCGAUUUGACAGGACAAAGAUGACGCAGCAUUCCAAGGAGGCCAUCGAGCAGAAUUGGGCUUUCUGGAGCUGCUGGUUGGUGAAUCAGUUCAUGUAUCACACGAUUCAUAUGCUGCUUAAUCAUCCGUUCCUCAUAUCGCUGCGUAUAGCUGCUGCUGGACGAUGUCCUAGAACUUUCAGUCAGUCGACGUCGGAUCAAGUGGUGGUGCACUCGAAUUGGAUCAUUCGUCUUUUGGACCUUCUCGAGGAGAAAGAGGUCAAUGUCUCGGACCCAUUCUUGGCUUACUGCAUCUCGGUCGCGAUCACAGUUUUUAUUCACUAUCGCAAUGCGGAGAUUCAAAGUUUACGACAGAAUGCUGAGAAGGGGUUGUUCAAGGGGCGACAAGAACUAGGNGAGCUUUCAUCGCUGCUCAAAAACGUCGAACGCAUGGUAUCAUAUCCCUCCCUCUUGUAG
Molecule: messenger RNA, 1299 nt
Organism: Aureobasidium vineae
Lineage: Eukaryota; Fungi; Ascomycota; Dothideomycetes; Dothideales; Saccotheciaceae
Source: the annotation of a GenBank genome assembly